This is a messenger RNA of Eurytemora carolleeae, 926 nucleotides long. RefSeq lists its product as uncharacterized. NCBI's taxonomy places the organism in Eukaryota, Metazoa, Arthropoda, Copepoda, Calanoida, Temoridae. The record is from RefSeq and is a predicted model, not a curated record. The transcript has 2 exons. The coding region runs from base 36 to 833 and encodes 265 amino acids.
AGAUCCACCAGUACUUAACCCUACUCUGAGCUACAAUGAAGAUCUACGUCCUACUCCUGGUUGUCUCCCUAAUCGGAGCUGAAGGCGGAGAACAUGAGAACUACUGCACAGAUCUACUUGACUUCGGACCUAGAGAAGAAGUCCAGGAAGAACGGCUUCAAUGCCACACUGUGCUCAGGACAGUGUGUGAAGAAGUAGAACAAAAAGACUGCUUAGAGGUUUGUGAGCAAACUUGUGAGGUAACCCUAGUCCCCUCAUGUAAACUAACCCCUGGGUCACUAGAGGCCAUUAGGUCCACCGUCAACCUUUCUGAGGUCAUGCUCCACACCUGCAGUAAGGAGGAGGCCAGGGAGCUCCACACUAUGACGGUCUACGAGUGCGAGAACGUAACGAAAACCCACUGCACCACCCUUUGGGACAUCGACGAGAACGGGGAGAAGGUUUGGGCCGGAAAUGAUGGAGAUUGCAAAGAUGUUACGUGGGAGGAAUGUCAUCCGGUCCCUAAGGAAGUCCCAGUUCUAGUCCCCUACAUGAACUGUACCGAAUACCCGGUCAACUUUGUCGACGUUGUCAACGCGACAACCGAGCUACCAACCUCAGAGUUCGACUGCGAAGUACGACCGAUUCAAGAAUGUAAAUCUAAAACGUCGACGAAAUGUGGUUCCGUAACCUACCAGAAAUGUUCCGAAGUUCCUGAAUUAGUUUGCGAUCCGAUUACAAUCAUUGUUCCAAAGCAAGAACAGCUGCAUAAAAAAUGGUGCCAAUUCGACCAGGCUGAGAAUAUAGAUUUCAAUCUUGAAGUCAAGAAAAUCCUCGAAAAAGUGGAGGAAUAAUAAUCCGCAAACAUUAAGUCAGGAGAAGAAUAUAUUUUCAUAUAUAACAGAUAAAAUAAUAUUUAGCUAGAAAUAAAUUUUUAAAAUUAUAAA